UCCCUAGGGAUAAUUAUUUUGAGGUAAUAAUUAUCUUUAAGAUCUCUCGAGAUUGAUUGGGUUGAUCCAAGGUUGUACUGGAUUAGUGGGCCUAUAGCUUGAAAUAAGAGGGUUUGGAAUGGGGGCUAAUGAGCUCAAGGUUUUUUGGGCUUCACUUUAGCCAAAAAUUUACCCACUGAAGGGCUAGUGUGUAGGUAGUGCAAAGAGCAUAGCUCAUUUAUCUACCCAGGUGAAGCCCAUGGUUAACCUGCGUCUGCGAAUGAAUCUAUAUGUUUGAAUGCACAAGAAUAGAAACGACAAUUGACUCAAGAGACAAGUGUUCAGGUUCAAGUGCGGACCUAGAACCCUAACCAAUAAGAGAGGAAGAAGGCGGUUUUGUCUAUACCCACUCAUAUGCGCAUGUCCAAGAACUCUUGAUGGCUCAAGAGAGAAGGAUUGAAAGUGUUUGGACGGCGCCGCGUGUAUGCGUACUUGCAUGGUUUGAGAUAGGAAAACAUAAAACAGUUGACAGGCCCGUAACUAAGCGCGUACCUGAAUGUUUGCACAAGAGAAUAAGGGUUGACGGGGCAGCGGCUAAGCGCGUACCCGAUCGUCGAGACGCUUUAAGAAGAUAGAAGAAGGUUUGACGGGCCUGCGACUACGCGUGUACCGAUCGUUUGGACGAGAAAACUUUAAGUUGUAGCCGCGCGAUGGCGCGGACUCAAGAAUUUAGUGGAGGAAGCCGGAGCGACACGUGACGGGGCCACGGGUUGAUGCGCAUACGAAAAGACACCCAUAUAAGGAGAGAGAGAGUUUUAACCCGAGGUAAUUUGGGCUUUUUACUUCUUCAUUCUUACCACCUCCAUUUUUGCACCUGAGAUGUAGCAAAAUCAAUAGAUUUCAUCAAGAAGAGCAUAUUGGCAAGCCAUGGCUAGCACGGGUUAUGCUGCUCCUCAAGUGGAAAUACUUGAUGUAAACCAGCUGCCUCAUGCUGGGGAGUUGGAAGCCAACUCUUAUACUGAUGCCUCCUUCACCAGGUCUACCACCCUUGGUAUUUUUGAAUCGACCUAGUCAUUAGAAUGGCCCCUGAGCAUCACUUACGUUGGGGAGGAUUCUCGACUGUACCGAUAUGAGGAUGUUGACGGGGAACCUAUAGUCGAAGGAGACGAUAUCCUCAUCUAUCACGCUCUUCACAUGAAUUUUGAUUCUAGUGAAAAUCUUCCUACACUGGGGAAGAGGAUGUUAGAGAAGCCCGGACUCCAUUGGGCCACUGGUGGGCUCCAUUUUGAGGGAGAGCAUCAGUACAUGAGUGGAUACAACACUUGAACAUUUGAUGUCCUUGAGUCACACGCUGAGGUCUUGAAGGCAUGUGGCUUGGCUGCAGCAUACUAAUGCUGCUACGAUCGAUGUCCCAACACUAUUAAGGCUUUGUUGGAGACAUGGUGUUAAAGAACUAUUAGCUGGCAUUUUGAUGGGGGUGAACCAGGGAUCACCCUUUUGGAUAUGUAUUUUAUUGGCGAACUGCCUAUGCUAGGAGGCAUGUACAAAUAAUUCAUACCGGACAAUGAAGUAAUUUUUGGAUACUUGCCGAUCAAUUACGAGCUGCCCCCUCCUGGUCUCCGUGAGUUGUUUGAGAUUUACCAACUCUUGCACUUGGAGACCAAGCUUAAGUCCAAGGGAGUGCAUUUUGACGCUUGGAUGGAUUACUUACAUGGAAACUGCCAAGAUAUAGGGGAAACGACUUCUAGCACCAUCUGGGAUGAAGAACAAAGAGCGGACGCAAUCAAGGAUUCCAAGAGGCCUAUUGUUCCCCCUAGAAGACUUGAGAGGAACCGUGUAUAGUUGGCCGCUUAUUUGACCCUCUUGUUGUGCAAGUUUGCUCUACCAGGGUCGAUAAGCAACAUCAUUCGACCAAGCUGUUUCUUUGUGGCCUGCAAGCUAGCCCAAGGGCGUGAAUAUGUCGUAGCUCAACUAGUUCUCCGUAGCAUUUAUCAUAGCCUGGGGGCUAUUAUGCGUGGUAAGGCUCUCUCAAGAGACAACAUGAGCGAAUCCUUUGCUGGCGUGGUCUUGCCUGGACGUUUUUCAACUGGCUUCCCAGUUCAUUAUGUCUUCGGCUGGCUCUAUGCCUAUUUUCCUGAGAAGGGAACUGAACCCUACACCCCUAGGGCAUAUGAAAUAAAUGAGAGUCUUGCUGGGGUACUCUGGCCCUCACAUGCUAAGGAUUGCAGGGAUGAAGGCGUCCUUUAGAUGGCCAAGGGAAGCUCGUAAGUUUUUGGCUAAAAUUUCUUUCUUCUCUCGUGGGAGCCCCUUUCCUGGAGGCGGUCCCACUUAUCAAGUCUAUGUAGAUGCUUUUGGCGAGAUUUUUGACGGUUGUACCACUGAAGCCAAGGAGGUUAAUGUAUCUCCUAAGUAUGAGAGGUUGUAUCCUGCGUUACAGGGGAGUCGAGGACAAGAAAUUGGAAGGCUACUUCCUCUACAGGUUUGCACGCCAACAUGGCUUGGAUCAGGGGUUCAAUUUCAUCGUGCUUUUCGAGAAGAAGUACGGGAAAACCGAGCGCAACAAGACCAUGAGGCUCCUGGGGGUAGUCGCGAGUGCUGGAUCGAUAUCAAUAUGAGGAUGGUUUGGGUGGCCUGUCUUGGUCUCACUGGUCUGAGCAAAUUCAUGAUCUCUCAUUAUGGUGGUGCAGGGGGACUGGACCAUCCAUGGAAGGUUGUCAACAGUGCUAAACAUGACAGCAGAGUUGGGGAACACUUUGCUCCCCCAUCGUUCCCUAGGGUUUAUGAGCUAGAUUACCCUGAUGAGUGGAGAGAACUUGUCAGACCCCGGUUCUUGAAUUUGGACAUUACUGGCAUGGAUUACCUUUCACUGGAAGGUGAAACAAGGUCCUUGUUCGAUGACCUUUGUUCCAUCUUUGAGUGGGCCAAGGGGCGUUAAGUCCCUGGUCAUGAAGGCCAUCUAGUUCAAGACUUGAAUGCUUUGAUAGGAAGUGGGCCUCAUUCUGCUCUAGCUGCCAGACCCCGCCGUGGCAAGAAAGCCCAAGAUGUCCCUCAAGUCAUCCCAGAAGAAGGGGCGAAGAAGAAAGGGGGUAGAAGAAAGAAAGCUGCAACAAGUUCUGAACCCAGCAUGGUUACAGAACCUAUAGUCACAAAGAAGGGUACUCGUCUGAGUAAGAGGGCUGCAUCAAGCCCAAGUGCACCUCCCUUAACUCCACCUACUUUGAGAAAGGGGACCGAUGCGCCUCCCCGGCUUGAGAAACGAGCAAAGACCCAGACCUCUACAAGCUCUAUUUUGCCAUCAGUAGUGGCGAACCCUGCUCAAGAAGUCAUUGCUGAAACUAACGCGGCUCAAACGAGUGCACCUGAUCGUGGAUCAGAGAACAUUCCCCCUCCUUCAGUAGAGAUAGAGGCAUAUCCUACUGAAAAUAUUAUUGAGGGUGUUUCGGUGCCAUCUCCUUCUCGUUCCUCUUUGAGUCAGGGAGAUUUCUUCUGCACCAUUACCGAGGAGGGGGAUAUUCUUGAAGCUGAAAUCAUUGAAGAAGUUGUCAUUCUUGCAGCCUCUGGCCCUGUCACCUCAGAAGUAGAGCCUCGACCUGCUGCCUCUUCCAUUGCUAGAUUGGAGCUUAUAGCAGUUGCUGCUUCAGAGGCAUCUUCUUUAAUGCCUUGAGCGGAAGGGUUUUUAUCUGAGCCCGUCAUCCUUCCUAGUGAGUCUUUAGCUCUUAUGCCACAUGAACCAGCUGUCAUCACUGAGGUUCCUAUUCAUGUCUCAACGGAUUCCUCUCUUGCGACCUCCUUGGCCUCGACUAGAAAAGCUUCACUUGUAAGAAACUUGUUGCAAUCGAGUCUCCAGGGAGUGAAGGAGUGCUCCCUCUCCAAUCUGGCAGUCAAGAUAGGUCUAGUUAAGGAAUGUGCGGCUACCUUGAGACUAUUUCAUUAUGAUAAGGAGACCUUUGAUAGGUUCAAAGGUCUUACGAAGAAUCUUGUACAAUGGGGGAUGGAAGCCUUUCGGUGUGAGUCUGAGAUAAAAACAACAUAUAAGGCUCAUUUGGCUUCUGCGGAGGAGACUUUAGCCUGACAUCAAAGUCUUAUAAGAGGCUAUGAAGAGGAGAAGAGCAUCCUCCUUUCCAACCAGGCUCGUCUUAAGAAAGAAGAUAAAAUAUACUCUGCGGAAAUUAUAGCUUUGGAAGAAGAAAAGGCCAGAUUGGAUGCCGAUAUCAAUAAGCUGAAGACCCAGCAAGAGAAAAGGAGAGCAUAGGUUCAAAGCCAAUCCCAGGAAUUGGAGACUUUGGACUCCAAGGUAGUUGUGACCAAAACCAUGUCAAGCCAAGUCACUCAUACAAUCUCCCUCCUGAAGGAGCAGAUGGAGAAGGACCUGAAGUCGUCGGCAGCACUAAAGACCAAAAUUCAUGAGGCCCUCGAAAACUUCUAGGGGUCCAUGGAUUCUUCACUCUUUUCUGCCUUUUUCUACCUUAUUUUCAUUCCUUAUGUAGAUAACUGAUGACUUUAACCAUAGUUUUUUUUUGUAACCUUUGAAUUGCACAUAGAAUGAAA
Amborella trichopoda is the source of this 4527-nucleotide messenger RNA. RefSeq lists its product as hypothetical. Lineage: Eukaryota; Viridiplantae; Streptophyta; Magnoliopsida; Amborellales; Amborellaceae. The record is from RefSeq and is a predicted model, not a curated record.